Messenger RNA from Aspergillus chevalieri, 1371 nucleotides. RefSeq lists its product as uncharacterized. Bases 1 to 1371 code for a protein of 456 amino acids. The record is from RefSeq and is a predicted model, not a curated record. The transcript has a single exon. NCBI's taxonomy places the organism in Eukaryota, Fungi, Ascomycota, Eurotiomycetes, Eurotiales, Aspergillaceae.
AUGUGUGACUUCUCCCGGUACCAAGACGUGAUCGGACAACUGCCUCUCCUGAAGAGUUACAGUCAUCUCUGUCUGUCCUUUCCAAUCGAAGACUCGUCACCUAGAGACGAAAUCGCCAACAAGCUGCAAGCAGCAGCAUUAAAACUCACCACAGCCAUUCCAUUGUUGGCUGGCAAAGUCAUCAACCAAGGUAGAGGCCCUGGCAACUCUGGUCAUUUCAAGGCCGUCCCUUGUUCCCUAUGGACUUCACCAAACACAAUUGUGCGGUUCAAAGACUGUUCUGAUGUCUGUCCUUCCCAUGAUGAACUCGUCAAAGCUAAAGGCCCAGUUACAAUGCUGGGUGGUGAUAUUCUCUGUCCACGAAAGGCUUUUCCAGCGAGCUAUGAGGAGACAGACUCUGACCCGGCACCAGUGGUAGCCAUACAAGCGAAUUUUAUCAAGGGAGGUCUUCUCCUUGACUGCGCUGCUCAGCACAACAUGAUAGACAUGAGUGGAAUCGAGCAAGUGCUGCGACUUCUCGCUACGCUCAUGCGUGGAGAGGAAAUCCCACCGUUAGCGAUUGAGCAGGGCAACCGGGAUCGCAGGAAUAUGAUCCCACUUCUAAAAUCCACUGAACCAUUACGGGAUCAUAGUCACCUACGCCGUGCCAAACCAGGGGAGAAGCAAACCGCUCUUGUUGAGCCUGAUUCUCCCUAUCGAUGGUGUAACUUUCGCUUCUCGUCCGCGAGUCAAGCCCGACUGAAGGCGCUGGCCUCAAAACCUUCAGAGCACAACAGUGCAGUUUCCUUCAUCUCUACCAAUGAUGCACUCAGCGCAUUUUGCUGGCAGCGCAUCAUCACUGCAAGACAACAUCGUCGACGGUCUCCGACUACCAUCUCCAAAUUCUGCCGUGCUGUUGACUGCCGGCGAGCACUAGGAGUGCCCAAGGAGUAUAUGGGCCAUAUGGUACAAAUAGCGACCUCAUAUUUGACAUUCCAAGAGCUGGAGACUUUGCCACUGGCCGCUGUUGCAUCAGUUUUGCGGGAAAGCGUUAACGAUGUCAACAAUGAGUACACCGUGCGAAGCUGGACCACUCUCAUUGCCAACGAGCCGGAUAAGUCAACCAUCGUCUUUGGAGGUAAAUUCAACCCGGAUACCGAUGUUGGGUCUUCGUCAUGGGCACACGUGAAUCUCUGUCGUGAAGAGUUCGGGACUCUUGGAAAGCCAUCGCUCAUCCGACGGCCGAAUUUCAUCCCUCUGAGAAGUGAUGUAUACUUUCUACCUCACACGGAGGCGGGAGAUAUUGAUGCCCUGGUUUGUGUGAAUGAGCUGGACUUUGAGGCAUUGACAGUAGAUGGAGAGUGGAAUACUUACACAGAAUAUAUCGGAUAG